Molecule: messenger RNA, 1642 nt
Organism: Ostrea edulis (European flat oyster)
Lineage: Eukaryota; Metazoa; Mollusca; Bivalvia; Ostreida; Ostreidae
Exons: 5
Coding region: 216-1334 (372 amino acids)
Source: RefSeq, a predicted model, not a curated record
GCAUUACACAAGAGAGAAUCGUCAAUCGAAAUCCAAUACGUCAUUUCCCUCAUGCGCAUGCUCCAGCGUGUAGGAGUUUCAAAAUCGAUAUUGGUUUUUCUGUGCUACCUUUCUUUCGUGUCAAUCCUCAGAACAACAUCGGAUACAGCUGAAGAGACAAAGAAGAGCUCACUCGUCUAAAGAUAUUCAAUAGGUGCAGUACAUCACGUGACAGUAUGAGGCUGUUUCUGGUGCUGUUGCCGUUUUUGGGCGUGGUAUUUUGUAGUGCAGCCCCCACAGACAUCGAGAAGAGAUCAGCUAUGGUAAAACGUGCUCAGGAAGUGAUGAUGUUCGGAAAUCAGCAGAAUAAACCAAGGAUAAAGAAAAGUGACCCGGAUGUUCCUGUUCUUCCGGAUCUGGAAGGAAGUGUAACAGCGCAUGAAGCCAAAAACAUUGCUGAAACGAAAACCGCAGAACUACCAAAAGCCAUCGAAAAGGAACUAGAAGACGUCAGUGAUGACGUCACUUCACAGAAGGAUUCAGAUGAAGGAACAUCGGAAUCAAACGAACCGACAACAGACGAAUUGCUUCAAGAUUUUCCACCAGAGACUGCAGAGGCUCUGAAAGAACUUGAAAAUGCGAAAGAAGAAAUUCCGAGGGAAGAUGAGAGCACUGCGUCAGACGAUUCAUCAGACGAGACAUCAGAGGAGAAAGAAGAUGAAUCGGAUAGAGCUGGUGAGAAUAGUUCUGUUCAGGAAAUGGGCGAUGACGAGGAUAUGAUAGAAAUGCUACCGGAAGAAUGGUACAGUAAUCCAGCCUUAGCAUUACAAUUAUACAGAGCCUAUAAAAAGCUUCCGAACUACGGGUAUCCAUAUUACCGAAGACGCAGACGUUCACUGUAUAAAGCCCGCAUGUUUACAAAUGAAAUGAAGCGAUCUCAUCGUGCCAAGCGAGAUCUGCCAUACACAGACGAAGAAUAUCCUCUAUCGUACUACCCAGCAAAGUUCGGUCCAUCUUACACGAUAGACGAUUUGGAAUCUUAUGCGAGAGAAAAAGAGUACGAAGACAAUGUUUUGAGAGCCAUCCUGGACAAUGUAGAUCCUGAAGAUGUGGAGGAGAUCGUUCAUAAAGGAGUUAUGGGUCUGUUUAUCCCUCUAGAAGAAGAGGAGCCCGUGAUUUCCUCCAGAAAGAGAAGUCCCAAUUUCUAUCCGUACUCCGAGGAGCCGGAGACUCACUUUGGUGCUUUUGUUCCAGAGAAAAGGGAAUAUCUUGAUUCCUACAGUAGACUUGUACAGUUAGCCAGAGAAUUGUCCAAAUCGGAACAAUCAAAUGAAGAUGAAUAUCAGAGGUGGUAGUGAAAGAGCAAAAUGAGGUAUGACGUCAUGGAUGAUUUGGCAGACGGGAGGUUUACCACGUUUGACAUCGUGUUAGUUAAGCAGACGACGGACUUAACAUCAAUUUUGGAUGUGUUAAAUUACUCAUGGAUUUUUUGAAGUGCAUGUACUUCUGUAUUUCGGAUCAAUUGUCAACACACUUGUUACUUUGUUGAAUCGUUAUUUUUUUUUUUUUAUCUUGGUAUAACUUUCUCUUUUGUGAAAUUGUUUCUUCAUUAAAAUGUAAAGUAUUGAUGGCUAUAUUUUUGUCAAUAAAUGUAUCUUUUCUA